UUUGAUACUUUGGACGUGGCUUAUUGGUUGAAGUGGAAGGAAAAUCGUAAGGUCUCGGAAUCCCGAGUCAAGAAGUACUAGGUGAUUUCUUCCAAUCUACCUAAGUUUUGAUUGGCAAAGUUACCCAAUAUGUGUGCUGGUGGGAGUAACAGAUAGCCGGUGGAGCAGUCGAGCUAGCCCGAAUACCACCUUAAUCAAAAAAAAUAUUGAUCAUUUUGUGGAUUAUAUUAGGUUUAAUAUCUCAAGAUUUACCUUUAGUUGAAGCCUAUUGGUGAAAGUGUUUUGGUUUCUCCAUAAAUCAGUAAUCCUAAAUCCCAUCUUCAUCUAAGUGAGAUUAAUUUUUUUUUUGCUUGCUUGCCUUUCAAAACUAAAUAUCACCUCAUUGAUGAAUUAUGGCUUUAUUUUUCCUAUCUCGAACAUUUUCCAGAAGUUCUCGAAACUACUUAGUUUGGAUAGCAAGCAACCUGUUGAUUGAGAAUAUCAAAUGGAACAAUUAAUUUAAGAGGUGGACUCUUUUUGUUGAAGCUACUCUGUAUAAGCGCAGUGCCUUGCUUGUGAGAAGUUGAAAUAGUUAACGGGAGAUAACAAAUCAGAAAGGAAAUACUUUCCUCAGCUUUUCUUUUCCUUUUUCCUGUCCAAUUCAUUUUUAUCUAAACGAUCGUUUCGACUUCUAAACUUUCAAUUCCUGUUGAUUUUUUUUUUGUUGUCUUGCUAAUGGUUUAGUCUUUCUUAUAUAUGGUCUUGCCUUGAACUUUAGUCUUUAGAAAGUAGCUGUUUUGUAGUCAAACUACGUAGUUCAAUGCUUCUGAGAAAACAAACGAGGUGGUGAUUACCUGGGCUCUCCAUUGUACCAAUGAAAAGCUCUCCGCUGUCCAUUUAACUUAGAGAUGAUGUGCUAUCUUUUUAAAUUGGAAAACGGAGGAUCCUCUAUUAACCCCUGAACGGAGAGAUCCAAAUGCAUGAAGUAAAUGUUGUAGCACUACAAUGAUGGUGCUUUUUCAAGGUGGACAGGUUGUUUCUUGGAAGAAUGAACGAAGAGAAGAACUGCUAUUCAGGAUUAAUAAGACCCUCUGGAAACCUCCUAAAGCCAUCAGAGGCGGAAUACCUAUCAGCUUCCCACAGUUUGGAAGUUUUGGUUCUUUAGAGCGACAUGGUUUUGCAAGAAACAGAGUGUGGUCAUUGGAUGAUUCUCCUUCUCCUCUACCUGCAGCAAACAGUCAGUCAACCGUGGAUCUCAUCUUGAAAUCCACAGAAGAGGAUCUGAAAACUUGGCCGCAUAGGUUUGAGGUGCGGCUACGUAUCUCUCUCAGUGCUGGCAAACUGACUUUGAUCCCUCGUGUGAGAAAUAUAGAUAACAAGCCAUUCUCAUUCACGAUCUCUCUGCGUAACUAUUUAUCUGUUUCUGAUAUCAGUGAAGUGCGUGUGGAGGGCUUGGAGACACUUGACUACUUCGAUAAUUUACAGCAGAGAGAAAGAUAUACAGAACAGGCAGAUGCAAUUACCUUUGAUAGUGAGAUUGAUAGGGUAUAUCUGAGCACACCAAAGAAAAUUGCCAUAAUAGACCAUGAGAAGAAGAGAACCUAUGUCAUUCAGAAAGAAGGCAUGCCAGAUGCUGUUGUUUGGAAUCCUUGGGACAAAAAAGCCAAGUCUCUCCCUGAUUUAGGUGAUGAAGAUUACAAAAAAAUGCUGUGCGUGGAUUCAGCUGCUGUUGAAACUCCGAUUGUCUUAAAGCCCUCUGAGGAGUGGAAGGGGCGGCAAGAGCUCUCUACUGUAUCUUCAAGUUAUUGCAGUGGGCAAUUGGACCCUAGGAAAGUUCUUUAUGGCCUUGCCUGAUCUCGUUCAUGGUGGGAUUGAGGUGCUAUUUCUACGAGUCUAUUUUUGUAUACUAUGCGCGCUGUUUUACUAUUCCACAAACACCUAUUCAUGUUUGGUUUGUCAGUUUCUGGAGGGUUAAAUUUAACAUUACUGGAUCUAUUCUAUAAGCACAUAAUUUUAGCUGCAGGUGGUUCACUGA
Molecule: messenger RNA, 2014 nt
Organism: Nicotiana tabacum (common tobacco)
Lineage: Eukaryota; Viridiplantae; Streptophyta; Magnoliopsida; Solanales; Solanaceae
Product: putative glucose-6-phosphate 1-epimerase
Biological process (GO): carbohydrate metabolic process
Cellular component (GO): cytoplasm
Molecular function (GO): carbohydrate binding; glucose-6-phosphate 1-epimerase activity
Source: RefSeq, a predicted model, not a curated record